CGUUUUGAGAAAGUUGAACCUUUCACACCAGUUCUGUUUUCAUUUGUAUUCCAUGGAAAACACAUUUUCUAGUUCUUAGAUCGACUAUUACUGAUAAAGGAGAAAGAGUUUUGCAAGCCAUGUUUUGCUAUAGAGGCGGAGAACGAGGAGGAGUAAAAGAAAGAGAGAAAGGCAAUAAUGUGCACAGACUCUUGACCGGAAUGAACAGUUUCUCACCGAGACAGACGGAGUGAAUGUGGAUUUUAAAAUCGCUGUUCCAUAACCUCUCCCCCAGCGAUUGUUUUUUUGCAUCCCUGUUAGAUUUAAGGAAUUUGUCAUUAUGGUGAUUAAAGUUUACAUCGCAUCAUCCUCCGGAUCAACAUCGAUCAAGAAACAGCAACAGGAUGUCAUGGGCUUCUUGGCAGCCAAUAAGAUUGAGUUUGAGGAAUGUGACAUUGCAGCUGAUGAAGACAACAGAAAAUGGAUGCGGGAAAAUGUUCCAGAGGAUUUCCGACCAGCCACAGGGAACCCUUUACCACCUCAGAUCUUCAAUGAAGAGAAAUAUUGUGGGAACUAUGAGGCAUUUUUCUAUGCCCGUGAAGACAAUGCUGUGUAUGCGUUUCUUGGCUUGACUGCGCCCCCAGGUUCAAAGGAAGCAGAAGCUCUGUCUAAGAAAAUGCAGAUGUAAUCUAGAGAAUCCGUUCCAGCACAGCUGCUGAACUCCUGCACUUUCUGAUUUCGGAUGAUUUUCUUUUCUUUUUCUUAUCUGUUCAUUUCUUUCUUUAUCUCUUUCUUUCUUUCUUUCUUUUUUUUUGCAUCCAUGAAAUUAUACGAUGAGAUGGAAUUAUUUGUACCCUCAAAAGCCCAUUAUUAAUUCACUGUUAUCUGGCUAUUCAAGUUAAAUUCUAGUCCUCCAAAUACACAAGCAAAGAUUUUUCAAGAUUUGACAGUUAAGUAGACCGCUAUGUUUGUACUUGAAUGUUCUUGAUUAUUUAUAUGGUUCAAGUUCCAUUCAAUCAACAUCCAUAUAUUGCAAUGAUAGUUUCCUUUUUUUUUUUUUUUUUUUACUAAUUGAUUUAUGUGUAUGUUUCAUACUGCAUGUUUUGCCUCAAGUAUCCUUAAUGUCUUAAUAGAGUACCUUCUAUUAUAAAAUAUAACAGGCCUCCCACUUGCAACAGCGCUAGUCAUAUUUUCAAAUCCUCAUGUUUCAUUACAGUUGUACAUAUUUUCUUUUCUAAGAUCAUUGUAACACGUAAUAAGAACAUUUGAUUUUUGAUAUGAAUGUAUUCUGUAGUGAAUCUUUUUAGAGCUACAGUAAUUUGGCAGUCUCUACCAUGGUAAGGCCUUUGUUUACAUUAUUACAUGGCUGUAUUGUACAAUGCCUGUAUUUUAUACAACAGUUAUCUGCCAUCUGUCUCUCUCCAUCUGAUGCAUGUCUGAUUUCAGUUUUUACCAUCACUUUGGCGCUAAUUUCAGAAUCUUGAUGUCAGUUUUCAAAGCUCUAGACAUAAAACUCAAAACAGUCUUCAGCUGUAACAGGCCGUCUAAUAUUCACAACAUUGCAUUGCGCAUUCAUUUCUUUAAAGAUGCCUUACACUUGCAGAAUCAUUUGUUUAUCAUCAUGAAAUACUAUAGGAACAUUACUGUUUUUCUCGAUUGCUAACACAGUUAUACAAACCUCAAACUGUCACGUCAAAAUCAAAUAUUUUAGUCAAAAAUAUAUUAGAAUCAAUAAACAUAAUAGAAUCAAACUUUGGCCUCAAAUGACACCUAGCAAAUACACAAUAAGUAACUAGUUUACACUUCAGUGUCUAUUACAGUAUACAACAUAAAUGAAAGAGUUCAGGUACUAUAAAAUACAACAAUGAGCUUUGGGUAAAAAUAAUUUCAUUACACUAAUGUAAAGUGAUUUUACAGUAUAUGAAAAACACUGGAGAAGAAAAUGUAAAAUACAAAAGUAUUGAAUAUGAACUCGGUAUGCAACACAACACAGUAAACUGUGAAUUACAGCACAGUAAAAAAUAAAUGAAUAAAUAAAUUCAGCAUCCUCUGCACCUUCUGCCAAAUUUCAUUACAGAAUACAUAGCAGUUUCUUGAAAUUCUGACAAAAGACUUUCUCUGCCUCCCUUAGGAAGUCGUCUCUGAGUUCUGCAAAAAUGCAGGACAUGUAAAAAAUGUGUUGAACGUCUGGAGAAAUGUGUCUUUGUUAUGAGAACUGAAUGAAUGGUUUGGGAAAUUGUGCCAACUGAAUCAGUUACAGUGUGUUCGCAAUCAAGAAAACCUCUAAUUCAUAUCAUCCACACACAAGAUACUGAUAGUUGUUUGUACAAUCAUUUAACAUUGUUGUGCAAUAUAUAUAUGAUAGAUAUUUCAUAAUGGUACUACACAUAAAUACAUCAUUGUAAAAGAAUUAGUAGAGAGAAUAUUAGAGAAUAUUACAGUAUUGAUGAAAUACAAUCAAGUCACAACAUCGGUUAAAUAUCCUUGAAUCAAAGAAAAAAUAUUACAAAAUUUUUAUUAUUUUGUACUUAAGUACAAUAAAAAUUCAACUGCAGUGUUCCUCACAUGGCUUACUGUAAAAAACAAAAUUGAUAACUGUAAUCUGUUGGUUACACAUACCUACAUCUAUUGAAGCUGUAUCUAUAGAAAUCUAUCGAACUACCAAAUGAUUGAUUGAUUGAUUGAUUAACCUUUAAAAUCAGUUGGAUUAAAUGGACAAAUUAUUAAACUGAACGAGAAGAGAUUCAAAUAAAAUUUUUGAUAUAAUUACUGUAGUAUUAUGAAAGGCAGUUACUGUGAAUGAAAAGUAAUAUAGAUGAACCACGUAUUUUCUGCUGAUACUUUGCGAUUUUGUACUAACAUAAUUGACAUAAAUAUGCUCAAAUCAAAGUGUAUAUCUGAUUAUCUGUUGUGGUGUGACUGAGUUUUAAAAAAAUACUACUUGUUUGUGAAAGUAGUACCAAAGUGAUGUAAAACGUCAAUGUCAGUGGAAGAAAAUGAGAAUGGUUUUGUUAUUUUCAGUUAGUUGUCUUUAUAAUUGCAGACUAAUGUAUAGUACACAGAAUACUGCAUACAGAUAAAAAAAAAAAUGUAUAUGGUACAAUGCAUAAUAUACAAAAAUAAAUGUUUUAAACUAAA
This is a messenger RNA of Megalobrama amblycephala (Wuchang bream), 3117 nucleotides long. It is a transcript of the gene sh3bgrl, whose product is annotated as SH3 domain binding glutamate-rich protein like. The coding region runs from base 320 to 667 and encodes 115 amino acids. The record is from RefSeq and is a predicted model, not a curated record. Gene Ontology annotation, cellular component: cytoplasm. Lineage: Eukaryota; Metazoa; Chordata; Actinopteri; Cypriniformes; Xenocyprididae. The transcript has 4 exons.